Parnassius apollo (apollo) is the source of this 918-nucleotide messenger RNA. NCBI's taxonomy places the organism in Eukaryota, Metazoa, Arthropoda, Insecta, Lepidoptera, Papilionidae. The record is from the annotation of a GenBank genome assembly.
AUGAAGAGGACGGAUGGAGAAUCACAUUUGGAUUACGUCCCAAGAACAAUAAACGCAAUGUUGAAUGAAAUGCAGGGUAUGUCACAACAACAGUUAUUAAAUAUUUUAGACGAUGAUCCAUGUCAACUUUAUGGAGCGUCACUUGUCAAUGACCUUGAAGAGUUGCCACCUCGUGUUUCGCUGUCUGUAUCAUCCUCUAACUUACCUGCUCACCCUGAAUUGCUUGCUCAACCCCCUGCUCACCCCAAAGUGCUUUCUCCUGCGGUUGAGGAAGAGAUGCCACCUUAUGUUCCAUCGUCUGCACCAUGCUCUAACUUACCUGUUAACCCUGAAGUGCUUACUCCUGGUGUUGGUGAAGAGUUGACACCUUAUUUUCCAUUGUCUGCACCAUCAUCUCACUUACCUGCUCACCCCGAAGUGCUUGCUCCUCCGGUUGAUAAAGAGAUGCCACCUUAUGUUCCAUUGUCUGCACCAUGCUCUAACUUACCCGCUAACCCUGAAGUACUUGCUCUUGGUGUCGGUGAAGAGUUGCCAGCAGGUUUUUCACAGUCUUCACCAAUCAGUAACUUACCUGCUGAUUUACCAACUUAUGCUGAAUUACAGGCACGGAAUAGAAUGUGGACUACUAAAGUUGAAAAUUUCGAGGAGUACAGUUUUAAUAAGGAAAUGGAACCCACUAAAUCAUAUAACCAUAAAAGUCUCCCUAUUGAAUAUUUUAGUAAUUUGUUCCCAGAUGAGCUUUUUGAAAUGAUCGUCAAAUAUACAAAUAAAUAUGCAGCGUUGAAACAAAGCAAAUUCUGGACAGACACUAAUGUUAAUGAAAUAAAAGCAUUUCUAGCGAUAAUCAUUCUAAUGGGAAUAGGCCCUCAGUCAGAUAUCGAGUUGUAUUGGAGUGCAGAUCCGUUUUAUAAAACAUAG